AUGGACUUUGUGGAGACCAAGUACCCACAUGAUGACACAAUGAAGGCCCUUGGAAUCUUUGAGGAUGUGGAGUUGGUCUCAAGAACAUGCACUUGGCCAAGUUCUUCUCUUACCGCAUGGAGUCUACAAGGAGCUCACUUGUCCAAGGCAGCUCAGAUCAGGAGCCCAGUCUUGAGAUAUGUGCACAAGGCUCUUGCCAACACCUUCUUUGCAAGGAAGGCACCGGGACAAUCAAUGAGGGAGAACUGA
This is a messenger RNA of Microthlaspi erraticum, 249 nucleotides long. NCBI's taxonomy places the organism in Eukaryota, Viridiplantae, Streptophyta, Magnoliopsida, Brassicales, Brassicaceae. The record is from the annotation of a GenBank genome assembly.